AAAAGGGGGUGUGAAGGAGCCAAUUCUGACUAAUCGAGUGAAUUGGAAGAUCUUGCAAAACAAAAUCUGCUUCUUAGAAAUGAAUCAAACUUGCAGAUUUGGCAUUACAAAGAACAACUGCUAAAAGAAGAAGAAAUAUAUAUAAUCGAAUCACAAGAAGAACGAUAGAGAUCUUCUUGAUCGUGAAAUUGAGCACUGUGAAGAUGCAGAGAUCGUGGCAAGUCGUGGUUGUUUUCCUCCUUUCAAUCUCAGAGCUGCCAUCCUUUUCCUUUUCGAGCGCGGAGCUGCCGCUCACGGCGGAUGGAACGGUGUUGGAGCUCGACGAAUCCAAUUUCGAUCUCGCCAUUUCAUCAUUUGAUUACAUAUUGGUCGACUUUUACGCCCCAUGGUGCGGCCACUGCAAGCGUCUUUCUCCGGAGUUGGACGCUGCUGCACCUCAGCUUGCCAAAUUGAAGGAGCCUAUAGUUCUAGCGAAAGUGAAUGCUGACAAGUUUACUAGUCUUGCUAAAAAAUAUGACGUUGAUGCCUAUCCUACAAUCAAGAUCUUCAUGCAUGGGGUCCCAGUAGACUAUUAUGGACCAAGGAAAGCAGAGCUACUUGCCCGUUAUCUGAAGAAAUUUGUUGCUCCAGAUGUCUCAAUUCUUGAGUCGGACUCAUCAAUUAAUGAAUUUGUUGAAGCUGCUGGGCCUUACUUCCCUAUCUAUUUGGGUUUUGGUUUAGAUGAGUCUGUUAUUUCUAAAUUCGGUAUUAAGUACAAGAAAAAGGCCUGGUUUUCAGUGGCAAAGGGUUUCUCAGAGGAUAUGAUGGUAACUUAUGAUUUUGAUAAAGUUCCUUCUUUGGUUUCUAUUCAUCCAAAUUACAACAAUGAGCGGAGCAUCUUUUAUGGUCCCUUUGAAGAACAAUUCUUGGAGGAAUUCAUAAAACAAAGUCUAUUCCCUCUUGUUCUGCCCAUAAACUACGACACUCUUAAGCUACUAAAAGAUGAUGAGAGGAAAAUAGCACUCACAAUUGUGGAGGAUGAGGAUAAUGACCAGACAAAGAAUUUGAUCAAUUUAUUAAAGGCUGCUGCAUCUGCUAAUCGUGACUUGGUGUUUGCUUAUGUUGGGGCUAAACAGUGGGGAGAAUUUGCUGAUUCGUUUGGGGACAAGAAGACCACACUGCCAAAAAUGGUCAUUUGGGACGGGGAGGACGAUUACUUAAUGGUUACUGGUUCAGAAAGCAUCAUUGGGAACGACCACGCAUCCGAAAUCUCAAAGUUUAUUGAAGGAUAUAGAGAAGGAAAAACUGAAAAAAGAAGAGUUGCGGGCCCAGCAAUUAUUGGCUUCAUAAAUUCACUGAUAGGCAUCAGGACGGUAUACAUCAUUGUAAUUAUUGUUGCAGGAAUAAUGCUUUACCAAAACCUCACCAAAGACGAUAACGAAUAUCGCAGAGUCGAUAUUCCUGCUCGGGAUCAGGUCGAGCAAACUAGCAGCUCUACCUCACAGGUUGAAAGAAGUGAAUAUAAGGCUGGUGACAAGGAAGAUUGAACGUGGGUUUUGGUGAAUUUAUUAUUACUAGGAACUUUGAACGGCUUAGAAAAAGCAGGAAUUGGCAAGGAAUCAGAUGUGAAAUUAUCUUGGGAGUGAUGAUUGUGAAAUAACUGAUGAAAUGUGUAAUUUGGUGAUUAAUUCCCAUUCCCAAGCAUCCCUUUUACCACUUGCCAAAGAGAACUUGUGUAACUUAUAUUUGAUGUAUGCUCAUCUUGGAUACCAGUAGGUUUUUGGCUCAAUUUGAAUUGACUAUUGCAAUUGAGUUUUCACUCUUUCAUCA
Messenger RNA from Benincasa hispida (wax gourd), 1809 nucleotides. RefSeq names its product PDI-like 5-2 (gene PDIL5-2). The record is from RefSeq and is a predicted model, not a curated record. Lineage: Eukaryota; Viridiplantae; Streptophyta; Magnoliopsida; Cucurbitales; Cucurbitaceae. Gene Ontology annotation, biological process: response to endoplasmic reticulum stress; protein folding. Gene Ontology annotation, cellular component: endoplasmic reticulum. Gene Ontology annotation, molecular function: protein disulfide isomerase activity.